UUUCAGUCAACAUCCUGCAAAACGAGUGACUGAGUAAACAGAGAAAGUCUUUGAUCAAGUUUAAGUGUUAAGUGCCAAUUCUGCACAUGUUUGGGAGAAUAAGUACAACAUCGACAGCGUCAGGUGGAAAUACGUUUUCGCAUAAAGAAUGUUUUGAAAGCAUUCGACGAGCUUGCUGUGCUAGCGCGGACAAACGUAAACACGGCGGCACGUCGGCCGCGGCACGGCACGCCGGCGGCACGGCGACGGAGCGGCGGCGGAGCGUGCCACGCGGGGGGGCUCGCGUCACUCGGGCGGCCGCCGUCGCGCGCGAAGCUCGCAAAGUCGCAACAUGUCGGUCCGCGUGGAUCGCGAACGCUUCUCGAGACACUCUUCCCGCGCUUCCGUCGAUCUCGCUUUUGCGAGCGGAUCUGCGCGGGAUCACUCCUUCCGCUCCGUUCACUCGGGUCGUGUGCCGCGCGUGGCCAGUGACGAUUUAAUAGUGCCGGUCCGCACGCUGCGAUCGGCGUCAUGCAGGGCAGCGCCAGGAGCUCCUCACAGGCUGCGCCGCCACCACUCCUCGGCGGCGGAGUGUGAGCGCGCGCGGCGCUCGCGGCGUCACACCUUGGAGUUGCCCAACAGCCGGGGGCCCAGUGUGAGGAGCAGGUCGCCGGAGCCGCCGCCCGCGGCCGCGCCCGAGCCGGAGGCGCCGCUCGAGGACGCCGGCAAGGAGGCCCGCCGCCGGCGCGUGGUCGCCGCCGUGGCCGCGUCGUUCUUCGCGCUGGCGCUGGCGUCGGUGCUCGUGGUCGUGGUCACGCUCACGCACAGCUCGGUGCUCCGCGCCCACAACCAAACAGCCAAGUACUACACGUUCUCCGUGCCGCCGCACCAUCCUCUCAGUGAGCCCCGUUCAUGUUGCCCCACCGUCGCCCUUCCCGCUUCGCAUGCGACUGUGUCCGACCCCGAGUUCCAGGGGCUGCGAACGUCUCCGUGCAACAGACGAUGGACACUCGGGUGCUCCUCGCCGCCGACCAUUGCGUACGGCAAGAGAACGAGCGGCUGAUGCACGACGUCCUUCAGGCGGGAAUCGCCAAUCGCACCCAGUCGUCGGGGGGAUUGCGCUGACGCCGCGCUACUCGCCGCGACCACGACUCGACAACGUCCGGCCCGCCGCCGCGCCGCCUGAACCGCCAGAGGUCGCUCCUAGCGUGGAGGCCCCCCACGACAACGACCAUCGAGGCCUGCCAGCCGCGGACGCUUCCUCGGCCUCGGUGAGCGAUGCCGAAGCAGGCCUCGCGUGAUUUGACUCGACCCGACGACUUGGCUUGGAAUACUUAACCCAUACCUUGCCGUUAUAAUGUCCAAGUUGUCAUAUGGCCUGCAUGGAUCGUUACAGUCAUCAACGCACAAACUAUAAGGAACUGAUGGUUCCGUGAAUUGAGUGUUUAAAGUGUGUAGUUAGUUGUGAAAUUUGUGAAUGGUAAAUACGAAAUGUUGUUUGUUAUAAUACAUGUAUAUCGAUAUUGCAUAUAGGGAGAGAGACUGUCAAUUCUCCUGCUUAAAUUAAGUGUACUAGUAGGUAUGUGGUUAUAAAUAUAUUUGAAUUGUACGAAUGUACGAUUUGGAACUUAAUGUUAGAGUAUUCGCUUAUAU
Bicyclus anynana (squinting bush brown) is the source of this 1632-nucleotide messenger RNA. RefSeq lists its product as uncharacterized. The coding region runs from base 332 to 1042 and encodes 236 amino acids. The transcript has 2 exons. NCBI's taxonomy places the organism in Eukaryota, Metazoa, Arthropoda, Insecta, Lepidoptera, Nymphalidae. The record is from RefSeq and is a predicted model, not a curated record.